This is a messenger RNA of Amblyraja radiata (thorny skate), 3843 nucleotides long. RefSeq names its product ras-specific guanine nucleotide-releasing factor RalGPS2-like. The record is from RefSeq and is a predicted model, not a curated record. Bases 326 to 1996 code for a protein of 556 amino acids. The transcript is spliced from 20 exons. Gene Ontology annotation, molecular function: guanyl-nucleotide exchange factor activity. Gene Ontology annotation, cellular component: plasma membrane. Gene Ontology annotation, biological process: Ras protein signal transduction. Lineage: Eukaryota; Metazoa; Chordata; Chondrichthyes; Rajiformes; Rajidae.
AUUGGAGAGGGGGAGAGAAUUGGAGAGGGGGAGAGAAUGGUUGAGGGGGGUCGAUUUUGACAGCUGCUGGACGUGAUGAAUAAUAGUACUGCCACCAGUGGUGGAUCAAGUAAAUUCAGGGAUGAGCAAGAGGCCACAAACACACCAGCCAAGGGAAGGCAGUGGGUUACGGAGCUGCAGCAGAUUUCAGAGGCAGGGAGAAGCAAGACAAUGGAAGGAUUUGGAAACAAGGAUGAACAUUUUAAAACCAGGAUACAGUGCAAGUCAGGAGUGAAAGGGGAUCAGGACUUGGUCAAAUUUGAGCUAUUAAUGUUUGAGGAAUAGUAUGGAGCCAAGUGACACAGAAAUAAAUAUUGGACCAGAGAGAAGUCCAUCCGUGGCGUCCAUAGAAAAUGGAUCUCAGAACCUCGGGAAGAGCUUCGAUGCUGUUGUAUUUGAUGUUCUCAAGGUGUCCCCAGAACACUUUGCAAGUCAGAUCACAUUGCUGGACAUUACUGUCUUCAAGUCCAUUCAGCCCGAGGAACUGUCUGGUUGUGCAUGGAACAAGAGGGGGAAGCAUGCGUUGGCUCCUAAUGUCGUAGCUUUUACCCGGAGAUUUAACCAGGUUAGUUUCUGGGUGGUCAGAGAAAUUCUCACCAAACGGAUGCUUAAAACAAGAGUUGACGUUCUCAGCCACUCUGUUAAAAUUGCAAAAAAACUGCAGGAACUCAAUAAUCUCCAUGGCUUGAUGGCAGUCAUCUCAGCUUUACAAAGCACACCAAUAUUCAGGCUGUCAAAAACAUGGAUGUUGCUGAGCAGGAAAGAUAAGGCUACAUUUGAGAAACUGGAGACUUUGAUGUCCAAAGAAGACAAUUACAAGCAACUAAGAACUUACAUCAACUGCUUGAGAAAUAAACCAUGCAUCCCAUAUUUGGGUAUACACUUAUCUGAUCUCACCUACAUCGAUGCGGCAUAUCCAUCUGCGGCAAGCAUUCUAGAAGAUGAGCAUCGCUGCGAUCAGAUCAACAACGUUUUGCGGGUUAUCAGUGACUUUCAGCAGUUCUGUGUAUACGAUCUUCCAUCAUUGCCUCAUGUCCAGAAGUAUCUGAAUUCUGCGAGAUACAUCGAGGAACUGCAAUCCUUCUUGGAGCAAGACAACUACAGAUUGUCUCUGAUGAUCGAGCCUGUGUCAUGUACUCCACGUCGUGUCUCCAGAAGAGAAGCUGAAGGCUCGCUCUCCACCACUGAGGCAGUUGAAUAUUCUGAUGGUGAUGCCACCGCCACCUGUCUCUGCCUGAUGCAUAGUCAUAGGAAAUGGCAGCGUGCUGCUUACAACAGUAGACGGACAAGCAUCACAGACCCCAAGAGGGCAACGUUCCCAGGAAAUCGACCCCAAAGUCUCCUGGACGACAGUGUGAUGGAAGACGGUUUGGUCUGCGUGAUGCAGACCAGGGGCCAACCUGCCUGUGACAACUCUCCAGAUUUCCAAGAAGAAAGUUGCGGUGAUGGUAAGGAAAGAUUAAGGCCGUCCUUUGAAAGGAAUCGACUCUAUCGUUCUCUGGGCCCCAUGUCAAGGGGAAUGCAGAGCUGCAGCAGGAGUUCAGCCGGACCUGUACUACCUGACAGUCAAGGAUGUGCAACCAUUGAAAGUGUUCUACGAAGGAAAACCGUCCUGAAGAAUGGCAAGAAACCACUGGUGGCAGUGUGGACGACAUAUUGGGUCGCACUCUGUGACCAUCAGCUCGUCUACUAUGGAGCCAGAAGCCUGAAAUCAACUGAAAGAGAACAGUUUAAGUCAAGUUACAGCAAGAGCUUGUCGAUCGUGGGUUGGAUACCUCUUCUGAUGGAUGACCCAGACAAUGUGGACAUGUUCCAGCUCACGGAUCCAGAACACGGGAAUUCCUAUAAAUUUCAGGCAGGCAGCAAAAUGAAUGCCAUGCUGUGGUUCAAGCACAUGAGCAGGGCCUGCAAGAUCAACUGGAGGCAGCUUCCCACAAACUUAAUCUCUUUUGAAUAAGUAGAGGAAGACUGAUGGAGGAAGAGGUGGAGAUCGUGCGGCAAUUUAUAAAUUUGGAUGGAGGAUGAUGGAUGUUUGCUGUGCGUGUGCCUGGUCUGGGAUGCACAUGUAAUCUCUUGCCAUGUGGUUUAUCAGCCUGUCGAAACUUGUGUUGUGGAGCAGAUCCAGAGACUCUAGCGAUAAUAAUAUUCAAAGCACCACAGUGGGAUGAGAUAAAACUGUCUGACCAAUUCUAUCCUCCAACUGGCCACUGUCCAACAAAGUCCUGAUGGAAAAUGAUGACUAACUAGCAGCAACAUUGGGCAAUUUGAUUUAGAUGUGGAUUUCUGAUUUUGUUACUGGAGGGAAUGGUUACCAAUCUUCUGGACUGGAGAUGUUUUUGCAGAGUGUGCGACGUGGCUGCUGCAGUGAGCAUUUCCUGGGGUUACAUUUUCUCAGAUGUGGCUUUGAUCUUUAUUGCACAAAUGGUUUAAAUGUGGGGAGGCUGGGGAUAAUUUGCUCUCUAAUUGAAAAGAGAAUCAAUGUCUCUUAUCAAAUUUAAGCUGCGAGAAGGAAGCACAAGUUGUCCUUGAGCCUCGGUUGCAGCAUUACUGCUGUGGGAUGGAGAAUGGUUUAUGGAAUCAUCCCCCACUCAGGUACCCUUCAAACAGUGGAACAUCUCAGAUUGGGAACAGCUAUCAGGAACAUGAGUCACUCGUAUGUAUCCAAGUAAUCAAGGGCAUGAUGAGCUGAAGGUUAACGUACUCUGCCAACACUGCACAGGUCCUAGCUGUCUUGGUCUUUGGCUUGGCUCUGCUUUUUGAUCUGUGUAUGGAACUGUUGAAGCACUUUGGAAGGAGCUCUGUCGAAACAGGAAAACAACUUUGGCGUGAUGGGACAACAAUGUGACAUACAUACCUGCAUGAAAGACUGGUGCCAAUGACUCAAAACAGAAAAAAAGGUUUAUUCCUUUUUAAAUCAACUCGAUGGCUAGUUUUUAUUCCCAUAAAGGGGCUGCAUUGGACAGCACAGCUUGUAAUAGUUUCUCCAGCUGUUGUUGGAUCUGUUGCUGCUGAAAAUGAACAUGGCACCCUCUGACCAUUGCUUGUGAGCCUCAAGGUUUCUACCUGCACAAACUAACCAGAGAUACAAACCUUUACUAUUCCUGUCUGAAUUACAUUGAGUGGGAUGGGUGGGAUGUGAGUUUUUUCAACUAUAAAUCCAUGCUUCAUCCUUGCAGAUGAGGCUCUUGUAACUGCAGGCUUAGGGAUUCAAAAUUCUAACUGGGAUACUAAUCCUACUUCAGCCACUGCUCCCCUAAUAUAGCUUCCUCCUCAACAAUGCACAGCUAACCUUGUUGGGUGGUGUCAUUAAACACGAGAUUCAUUUCCAGGAUCUUAACAGCUCUGGCGUUGACCCCUAUUGUGGCAUCAAUAUGACAAGUAUUGGAGCACGAUAAUAUUGUAACAGGUGCACAAACCUGGUGCUUUCUCUCCAUCCCAGCACAGUUGCUAAUUCUGUAAACUUUCAUUCCAUGACCUUUUGCCACAAUGAUUUGGCUCUUCUAGCAGUUAUGCAGUAAGCUUUACAAUUUGUUGGAGAACCUGUAGCUGUAGGUUGUCCGUUAACUAUCUUGUUUCCCUCAUCUCGGGUAUUUAUUUUAAAGCAAAUAAAUGAAAAUAGACAUCAUUACCCUGCGAUUUUUAUCUUACCCGUGCCAGUUUGCUAGCAGGAGAUUUAGACAGUCGUCUUGAGUUCCUGGAGGGGUGAUCAAACUGGUUCCUCUACUACUUUUGGUUUGAUUUAUAGCUUGUAUCCUUUGAAAGACACAAAAUACCAGAGUAAUUCAGCAGGUCAGCCAGCAUCUC